Messenger RNA from Prorocentrum cordatum, 1254 nucleotides. NCBI's taxonomy places the organism in Eukaryota, Dinophyceae, Prorocentrales, Prorocentraceae. The record is from the annotation of a GenBank genome assembly.
AUGCUGGCGCGCUGGCUGCGGGGCGGCGCGAGGGGCCAGGCUUGCAGGAGGUUCUCAUCCGCUGCGGGCCAGCGGGUUGUUUGGGCUUGGAACGAGUUCGAUCCGCUCGAGGAGGUGAUCGUCGGCAUCGCAGAUGGCAGCGCCGUGCCGCCGGACGAGCCUGGGCACAUGUCGAAGGUGUGGCACCUGCCAGGCACCAUCGCGGACAUGGGCAAAAUGCGGCCCGCGGACAAGGUGCAGAAGGCGGGAGCAGAGCUGGACAACUUCGCUGCAGUGCUGGAGGCCAGGGGCAUCACCGUGCGCCGGCCCGCCAAGAUGCCCAACACCGCGGUGACCGCGCCGCUGUGGGAGUCGCCAGUGAUGAACGGCUGGACCUGCCCCCGCGACACCCUGCUCGUGGUCGGCAACGAGAUCAUCGAGGCGCCGCUCUGCUGGCGGUCCCGCGCGUACGAGAAGUUCGCGUACCGGCACAAGGGGGCCGAGGCCGAGCACGCAGGGGCCGCCGUGCACGUCGCGCCGCCUGCCACGAUCGGCAGCAUUCCGGACGAGCUCUUCCGGCCAGGCUACAACGAGCCGGGGAUGACCAUGGAGAGGAGGCUGGAGCAGAUGGCGCGGCGCGAGUUCGUCACCGUGGACGGCGUGGAGCCCGUCUUCGACGCCGCGGACGCCAUCCGCUGCGGGCGUGAUGUGUUUGUGCUGCACUCGCACACGUGCAACGUCCUGGGCUUCGAGUGGCUCAAGCGGCACCUCGCGCUGCGCGGCGUGAGGACCCACCUCGUCACGAUGCCGACUGUGCACAACCCUUCGCACAUCGACGCGAGCAUCAUGCCGCUGCGCCCACCAGUCGGGAACGAGCGCGGGGUGAUGCUGGUCGCGCCCCCCGUGGCCGACAGCCCGAUGGUGGGCCUGUUCGCGGAGAACCGAUGGGACAUCCUGCGCUGCCCCGAGCCGGAUGACUGGAUGAGCAGAGAUCCGGACUACAAGGGGAAGAGCAGCAAGUGGAUUGCCAUCAACGUCCUCGCUCUGGACAACGAGACCGUCGUCGUGGCCGAGCACGAUGAGGCGUUGAUCAAGGCGUUGGAGGAGAGGCACUUCAAGUGCGUGGCGAUCCCGUUCAAGAACGUCAUCGAGUUCGGGGGCGGCAUCCACUGCGGAACUCAGGACGUGCGGCGCCGGGGCAAGUGCGAGGACUACUUCCCGACGCUCCGGUCGUCGGACAUGACCUCGGACGAGCAGCUGAGGUCGUUCGAGUGA